AUGUCCAACGUCUUUUUCGAAAUCAGUAUCAAUGGCGAGCCCGCCGGCCGCAUCGUCUUCAGGCUACGUGACGACGUCGUACCCAAGACCGCUCGCAACUUCCGUGAGCUUGCCACCGGUCAGAACGGAUUCGGCUACGAGGGCUCCGGCUUCCACCGUAUCAUCCCUCAAUUCAUGUUGCAGGGUGGCGAUUUCACCCGCCACAAUGGCACUGGUGGCAAGUCCAUCUACGGCGAGAAGUUCGAGGAUGAGAACUUCACCCUCAAGCACGACCGCGCCGGUCUCCUCUCAAUGGCGAACGCUGGCCGCAACACCAACGGCUCGCAGUUCUUUGUCACUACUGUCGCCACCAGCUGGCUCGACAACAACCACGUCGUUUUUGGUGAGGUCAUUCAAGGCAUGGACCUCGUCGAGAAAAUUGAGACUUUCGGCUCCGCUUCUGGCAAGCCUACCCAGCCAAUCAAGAUCACCAAGUCCGGUGUUGUGUAA
This is a messenger RNA of Phanerochaete carnosa HHB-10118-sp, 489 nucleotides long. RefSeq lists its product as uncharacterized. Gene Ontology annotation, biological process: protein peptidyl-prolyl isomerization; protein folding. The record is from RefSeq and is a predicted model, not a curated record. The transcript is spliced from 4 exons. The coding region runs from base 1 to 489 and encodes 162 amino acids. Gene Ontology annotation, molecular function: peptidyl-prolyl cis-trans isomerase activity. NCBI's taxonomy places the organism in Eukaryota, Fungi, Basidiomycota, Agaricomycetes, Polyporales, Phanerochaetaceae.